AAAUGUCUGCACAUGUGUAGUGCUGACCUCAUAUGUUAUGCUCCCGGAACUGCUUCUGUAUACAACUAUGGGCUCAUGCUAGAUUAAAGUGAUUAUUAAGUUUUGAAUAUGGAUAUUUUUCUUACCAAAAACGCAUGGAGUUGCUUCAGAAAACAUGAAACCGCAGACUACUCUUUCUGAGAUUUUAGCAGUCAUGUUUGUGUUGCACAUCAUAGAAGACAAUAGGAGUUUCUCAAUGUCAAGGAUACUUCCUUGGCAGGAUUGGUCCUUCCAAGUCACUUCCUUCAGAGGCUAGACAAGGCUCCUCUUUAGCAUUUGGAGAACACGUAAAUGGAACCGGCUAGCAAGUGCAUGUCAUUGCGUCCAAAAUCUGUGUUCACGCCACCUUAUACAAUUACUAAAGUUCAUUAGCAAUUAAUAUUUUUACAAAUUUAUUUUUUAUUAAUUAUUAUAAUUAUAAUUAUCAUUAUUAUAAACGCCACAGAAUAAGCCUUAAAGUCAUCAGAGGUGCAGCAGCGCGGUUAUAUAUGUUUUCGAUGCAGAGUGCAAUGUUAUUUAUGUUUUUAUCUCGAUUGUAGCGAAAUGAAACUGUCUGAACGCAGCUGUGUGUGAUCUCUAUUUGUCUCCCCUUUCCCCGACCCCUCCUCCGCUCCAGUGCUGAAAAAGGGGGGUUUCAUGACCCUUUCACCGCAUAUGGGCACCGUUAAACCCACAACGUUUUUCUGUGGAGGUCCCUCACAAAAUUAAAAUGAGAUUCAUAAGCACUGUGUAGCAGCCAACUUUUGAGGAAAUGAGUAUCACGCAUUUCACACCAGAACCAUAAUGAUCCGCUUGAUUAUGUUGGCGUUGAGCCUUAACAUAGUAUUUGGCAAUGAUGAACUCACCGUCUUCACAGUAGGCUGCAGAGAAGACAUAACUUUGCACUGUACUUUCCUUCAAAACUGUCAGAACUACACCUCUAUUACGUGGUACAAGUUGAACAAUAACAGCGGUGACAGAUCUACAAUGAAAAUCCUCAAAAAGUCAGAAAGUGUCGUCCAGACUGACAAACCCAACGAUUCUGUGUCACUGGAAAAAAACGCAGCUUUGGUCUUAAGGAAAGUUACUCAAGCUGAUUCUGGGGUGUACACGUGUUUAAUUAAAGCCAAAGCUGGUGGAAAGAACUGUCCAAAUUGGGUUAGACUUAAUAUCUCAGAUUGUGUGUCAACACCUUCACCCGUCAUCUUUGAAUUCUCCACCAAGUUUAUUAAUGGAUCAUGGUCAAACAUCAGCGUCCCAUUGCCUCAUGUGAAUGACUAUUCAGUGCUUUUUGUCCUGUGGGGUUGUGUAGGACUCGGUGUGAGUAAAAUCAUCCUCAGUGCCAUUUCCAUAUGCGUAAGUAUUUCUAAAUGUAGCGGAUUUAUCUCCAUUUCUUCUGCGCAUUUUAUUUGAAUUAUUAUGUUCAGCAAAGCCUAAGAUGUAGCUAAACACUGACAGGUAAGUAAGUAUGUAAACAAGUUUAAAUGCAAAUGCUCUUAAAGAGAACACUAUUAAUUGACCCUGCAAGUCUGAUCCUAGCUGUUAUUGUGAAAAACUAUUUCUAAGCUAUAAUGGUGAUUGCAUCUGUUCUCAGGUUUUCAAGAAACUCAGAAAACUUAAAAGAAGACAGACUUGAGACCAACCACUGUUUAUCAUCACCUUGUUUGUUUGCAGUUGACUCACCAUACUCUGCAAACUCUGCAAACUUGUGUAAAAGACCAUUGGAUGGUUUAGUGAUUUAACAUGUUAAUACUUAAUCUGUGAAUUUACCUAUGAAUCAUGAUACUCUGAGGAACUGAUACUUUAUAUCUGUUAUAUUUAUUUCCAAAAUGACAUUCCUGUCAUAAGGGCAAAAAAUGGAAGAACAUUUUCUUAAACUUUAAAAUUAUGUUUGGAGGAACUAUGCAUAUUGAAAGUUUUCUGAUGCAUAAUCCAUAUUUAAUACACUGCAAAAGAACAAAUUUUUCUUCAUUAUGGAUUUUUCUUACUAGUGUUAUUCUUGUAUUAUUUAUGUACAUUUGUAGUAUAUUUACUAAAGCAAAUUGUAAAACAAAUAUGUAUUGAUUGAUUGUAUCAAACAAAUUUGUAUCCAUAUUACUGGUUUAAAUUGGCCAGUAAGAAUGUUAAAUUAGUUUAAGCUUUUAUAAAUAUUUCAUUCUCUUUGUUUGUAGGUGUUGUGUGUGAAAUUGGUUUGCUCCAUGUGUGCAAAUUUUCAGAAAAACUAAACAUGAGGUCAUCCUAAAAUAGGUAUACUGUGCUUUUGCCCAUGAAUUGUUGAAUUCCCAAAAAUGGAAAUUAGGCUGCUCUUUACUCACCCACGAGGCAUCCAGUUAUGACUUUCUUCUUUCAGACGAAUCCAGUAAGAGUUAUAUAAAAAAUUGUCUUUGAUC
Messenger RNA from Carassius auratus (goldfish), 2408 nucleotides. RefSeq lists its product as uncharacterized. The transcript has 4 exons. NCBI's taxonomy places the organism in Eukaryota, Metazoa, Chordata, Actinopteri, Cypriniformes, Cyprinidae. Bases 823 to 1431 code for a protein of 202 amino acids. The record is from RefSeq and is a predicted model, not a curated record.